Toxorhynchites rutilus septentrionalis is the source of this 2032-nucleotide messenger RNA. It is a transcript of the gene Surf4, whose product is annotated as surfeit locus protein 4 homolog. The record is from RefSeq and is a predicted model, not a curated record. Gene Ontology annotation, biological process: Golgi organization. Bases 266 to 1078 code for a protein of 270 amino acids. Gene Ontology annotation, cellular component: endoplasmic reticulum; membrane; endoplasmic reticulum-Golgi intermediate compartment. NCBI's taxonomy places the organism in Eukaryota, Metazoa, Arthropoda, Insecta, Diptera, Culicidae. The transcript has 4 exons.
CCGAACUAAACUGUUGGAACUGCAAUAAUUACACAUCAACAGCUCGCAGCUCGAGUCGCUCUUUGGUUUUUUUUAAUACAGAGCCGUCGAAUUUUGUGCGUUUCUCGUGCCUGUGGGACAAGAGUUUGUGCCGAGUUUGUGCUGCUGGAAGUCUGGAAACGAUUUCAUUCCGUGUGGAUAGUGGUGCUGCAGCGGUCAUAGCCCCAGAUCCGGUGUAGAUUGUGAGACAAACCUGACUGUGGGAAACGGAGUAACGGUAGCAAUCAUGAGCAUACCGAACCAGUAUCUGGAGAAAACGGAGGAUAUCGCUGACCAGGUGAUUCGCAAAGGUAAACACAUCCUGCCACACGUCGCCCGGCUCUGUCUGAUAGCGACCUUCCUCGAGGAUGGCAUCCGAAUGUGGGUCCAGUGGAACGAACAGCGCGAAUACAUGGACAUGAGCUGGGGCUGCGGAAAGUUUCUAGCGACGACCUUCGUGCUGGUGAAUCUGAUCGGCCAGAUCGGCGGCUGCGUGAUGGUACUGGCCCGGCUAAAGGUCAGCAUCGCGUGUGGGAUCCUUUUCUUCAUCGUUGUGUUGCAGACAAUCGCCUAUUCCAUCCUGUGGGACAUUCAAUUUUUGCUGCGCAACCUUGCACUCAUCGGUGCCCUCCUGCUGGUCCUGGCGGAGUCCCGCGGUGAAGCUCGCAGCCUCUUCGCCGGUGUGCCCUCGCUCGGAGAGAACAAGCCGAAGAACUUCAUGCAGCUGGCCGGUCGCAUCCUGCUUGCGUUCAUGUUCAUCACGCUGAUCCGCUUCGAGUUGAGCUUCCUCCAGGUGCUGCAGGACAUCCUGGGAUCGAUCCUGAUGGUCCUGGUGACGGUCGGCUACAAGACGAAACUGUCGGCACUGAUUCUGGUCGUGCUGCUGACCGUACUGAAUCUGUACCACAACGCCUGGUGGACCAUUCCAGCUUACAAACCGUUGAGGGACUUCCUGAAGUACGACUUCUUCCAAACGCUCUCGGUCAUUGGGGGACUGCUGAUGAUCGUCUCGCUCGGCCCGGGUGGAGUUUCGAUGGACGAGCAUAAAAAGAAGUGGUAAACCAACCAACCGGUGGGGGGGGGGGGGCCAAAAUAGGUAUGAUAUUGUUCAUCGCGCCAUGGGACGGUUUGUGGAUAAGGGCAAGAGAGAGAGAGUGAAAUAGGGAAGGAGAGGGACAUGCGAGCGAACGGAGCGAAUACUUUGAUUCUAUAGGAUUUUUAAAUAUAAAAUACUUUUAAAACUUUCGACUUGUCACAAGGCGGAGCCUUUGAGGAUCCCGAUUUACCAGACAACCCGGAGCAGGAGUUUGCACAACAAAUUUCAGAAAGAAAAGACUUCAAUUAAUGAUGAACAGAACAACACAAACACUACCAUCGCUAGAAAAGCGCUCAGAAUAGUUAAGACGUCAGACUACUCCCCGACUGUUUUGUGUUUAGUAUUUUUUUUCUGUUAAUAUAAAUGCAGUUUUACGAGGAUAGUAAAAUCAUUCAAGGACAUGAUAUUCACACAGGGAAAGAGAAACCGCGAGUUUCUGCAUGCUGCUAAUGGACUGGAGUUGUGGAAAAUACGUGAACAAAAAUCCAAGCAACAAUUAACGAUUAAGCGAAAGGGAAAAAAAGUAUGUUAACUAAAUAAUAAAACCAGAAACUGAUUAGAUUUUUAACUGUGACCGAAUCAAACGAUUGUUCUCACUUGAAAUCUGGUUUCGACUUGUGUCCUCUCUCGAAUCGCAGGAAAAAAAAAGUGGUAUCAAACACAUUCGUACAACAACUUUUGCUUCGUUCUGCUGUUUCGGAAUACUGAAAUUAUCUGGGAGAAGAAUGCGCGUGUGAAACACAAAUAUUUACAAUUUCUGUAUACUUACGAUUUUUUAUCCAUAGUGCAUAAAGAUUGUUACACUCUACCGAAGCCUACUACUGUAACGGGCUUUUGUACAUGAGGAGGUCCUAAUCAUACGGAAAAAAUUUACAGAAUAUCAAUAAAAAAAAAUUGUACAUUGCUACAUACAUUACA